CUAGAUUCCAUCACGCGGCGUGGGUCUAGUAGAACUUAUUAUGGCUCCUGUCGUGCUAGGGUGUGGCUCAAGCCAUGCCGCAGCCUGCUGUGCCUCUGGAGCCGCAGCAACUGCACCUGUUCCACGUGACAGUCCCACUGUUGUUGCAUCCGUGAAAGGGUUAGGUUUUCAUCGGAGACCAGUCGAUGGAGAGACACCGCUUUCUGCGGUUAUCGGAGAAAGAAGAUCGGCGAUGUUUUCUAGGCGUCUCUCCCGUUCACUGCGUGUCUCCCAGUCACUGUCAGUACUAACGGCAGCAUCGCCACGUGGCAGCAGACGAGUGACCAGAGCCAUGGCCGGCACCUCGCCAGGCGGUAGCCAAUCAGAAGACCGCGAUGGAUCCGUCGUUUCCGAGCUGAGCCGCGUCUGCGUGGUGGGUUGCGGCGGGCUGUGCAUCGACUAUCUCGCCGCCGUCACCGCCUUCCCCCACCCAGACGACAAGAUCCGAAGCACCUCGUUGGAGGUGCAGGGCGGCGGCAAUGUGGGCAACACGCUCACAGCCAUCUCUCGCCUGGGGCUCUCCACUCGCAUAUUCACCAAGCUGGCGGACGACCUGCUGGGCAAGGCCAUGAUAGCAGAGCUGCAGGCGGAUGGCGUCGAUACCUCGCACGUCAUUGUUGGCAGCGGAGGCAUGUCUCCAUCCACGUACAUAAUUGUCGACCAACAGACCAACACGCGCACGUGCAUCCAUACGCCUGGCGCCCCUGCGCUGCACCCGUCCGAGCUGUCAGCUGCUGCAAUCGCCUCCCUGCUGUCCGGUGCCACCUUGGCCUACUUUGACGGCCGGCUGGCCGACACCACCAUCAAGAUAUGCCAGCAGGCAGUGGCGCUGGGUCUGCCCGUGCUGGUGGAUGCGGAGAAGCCGCGAGACGGGUUGGACGAGCUGCUGGCCCAUGCCACCUAUGUCGUUGUCUCCGAGAAGUUCCCCCAGGCGUGGACGGGGGAGGGAACACUGGGAGCAGCGCUGCUGGCCAUGGCAGGGCGCCUGCCCAAGGCACGCUUCAUUAUAGUCACACGUGGGGCAGCCGGGUGUGCCAUGCUGGACCGACGGGUGGCUGCAGCCCCGGACACUCCCAGUGAGGAUGUGGAUGAGGCACUGCAACAGGUGUUCAGGGGCGUGGAGGAGAAGGGGAGGGCACAUGGCAACCCUGCUGUGCUGGCGUCUCAGCCUCUGCUCCUCAAAGCAUCAGCUCAGGGGAUGGACAUCGCCGCCCAGCUGGUGGCCGCGACAGCUGUGCCGUUGGAGGCAGAGCACGUGGUGGAUACCACGGGUGCUGGUGAUGCCUUCAUUGGCGCCGUACUCUAUGCCAUCUCUGCGGGCUUCGCUGUGGAUCGCAUGCUCACACUUGGUGCCAUUGUUGCUGCAGCAAAAUGCCAAGCCCUUGGAGCGCGUCCAGGACUACCCCGUCGUGACGACCCUCGUGUUGCUCACCUUCUGGAGCCUCAGCCUUCCACUGCCACGGUGUUAUGAUGAUAGUUACCUGACAAAAACAUGCCGUGUUUUCAUCAUUAGUUUUCAUCUUGCACCAAAAGCUAGUGUAUACUGGGCUCGUCCAAUCAGACACCUGACACCGAGCUUUGGGGAUCCUGAGGCCGCCCAUCCAAUAACCGAGGUGCUCUCUUGCUGACGGGGGCACCUUCUAACAAAGUAAGAAACUGAAUGAAUGAGUAGGGAGAGAGUACAAGUGAAUAUACCUAGUAAGUGUUGUACCCUCUAAGAGGUGACCCUAUACAGU
Molecule: messenger RNA, 1775 nt
Organism: Closterium sp. NIES-67
Lineage: Eukaryota; Viridiplantae; Streptophyta; Zygnematophyceae; Desmidiales; Closteriaceae
Source: the annotation of a GenBank genome assembly